Messenger RNA from Leptopilina heterotoma, 3668 nucleotides. RefSeq names its product UDP-glucuronosyltransferase 2B30-like. The coding region runs from base 385 to 1851 and encodes 488 amino acids. The transcript has 8 exons. Gene Ontology annotation, molecular function: UDP-glycosyltransferase activity. The record is from RefSeq and is a predicted model, not a curated record. NCBI's taxonomy places the organism in Eukaryota, Metazoa, Arthropoda, Insecta, Hymenoptera, Figitidae.
UUUUAAAUCCCCAAUACGACAAUAACAUUCCCUGACUGUUCUGCGGCUUGAUUAUAGUUUUAUUUAAUUUCUUUCUAAAGUCAAUAUUCUCUAUUAAUAAUAGAAUAAUAUUCUUGUUUCUGUUUAGCGUGUCAAGGACUUGUAUCAGUGUUUAGUGUAAUUUCACCGAAAAAUCUAUUCAAACCGGACAAAGUAAACAAAUAAUUGAAAUAACCUUAUAAGGUACACGUGGAAGAACUUUUUUUCGGCUUUUUACUUAAAAAUAGAUGUGGGAGUAGUAUUCUGUGAUAAGUUGUAAUACAAAUAAGACAGUGUGCUGUGGGAUAUAAGAAUUGUGAUUUAAACUUUAAUUGUGUUAUUAAAAAUUAAUAAAAAAAGUGGAAAAUGAAGAGAAGGGAUUGUUUUAUAGUGAAUUUAAUUUGUUUAUUUAUUUGCUCAGCUGGGGCAUCUUUUUUGGCAACUCCUCCACAGAGUGCUUUAGUGGUGGCCUUUGAAGAUACGUACGAACUAUCAUUGCUGGCCAAUACUCUAUCAGAUCAGGGAAUUGAUACAACUUUAAUUGUUCCUUCAACGGCGAAUAUUUACGAAAAUUUAGUCGAAGUCGAAGUGCUCAAAAUUUUUUAUGAAGAAUCAUUUAAGCCAGAGGCAAAUGCGCUCAAAGCCUGCGAACAACUUCUUAGUGAUAAGAAAAUUUUAAAGCGAGUUCGAGAACUUCAACCCACUUUCACGAUAUUUCCAUCGAUUAGACACGAUGCGUGUUUAAUUCCCUGGGUGAAAUCGAUAAAAUCGAUUCCAGUUCUUUGGACUCUUGGCUCAAAUGAAGAAAUUUAUACAUUUCUGCAAACAGGCUCGGCAAUUCCGAUUAACAAUGAAGGAUUUAUGAUCACAAUGAUAUCAACUGUGAAAGAUAAAUUAUUCAUUUAUUCAAUUCGUAAUAAUUACAUUUAUCCUGCAUUGAAAUUAGUCUCGAAAUAUCUCCCCAAUAUUGAUAUCACACUGGAAAAUCUUUAUCAAGACGUCGAAUUAAUUUUAUGGGGAAAUGACGUUGUCUUCAAUACGAAUUUUGCUCCUUUAACUGAAUUAGUAGUGGAGGUUGGAUGUUUUCAUUGUCGAGGUGUUCAAGCGUUGCCUGAUGAUCUUCAAAAAGAAUUAGUUGAAUUAAGAUCGGGAACAAUUGUUUCCUUAUUAGACGAAAUUCAUUCGAGUCUUAUGGUUGAAUUGGCGAAAAAAUUACCGCAAGGAAGACAAGGACAGGCUCUCGUUUGGAGGCAAAAAAAUAUAACUUUGGAGACGAAACCAGAAAAUCUCUUCGUUCAUGAAAAAGUUGAUCGUCAAGAUCUUAUAGGCUAUCCGCGAACGAGAGUUUUAUUGUGUCACUGUGAAGAAACGGAACUUUUGGAAGCAGCGUUUCAUGGAACGCCGGUGAUAUGUUUCCCGAGGAACUUUGCAGAGAAGAAAAAUGCCUUGAACGGUUUGAAAUUGGGAUUUAUUUACUCGACGGAGGGUGAUUAUUCAAUUGAUCGCAUUCAAGGGUCAGUGAAUGAAAUUCACAAUUCAGCGAUGUAUCGUGAAAAUGCAAGAAAAGUUUCACUCGCCUUGAGGGACAGACCAACACCUGCAAUGGACAGACUUGUUUUCUGGCUCAAAUAUAUUGGACGCAUUAAAACCGAGGCAGAUAAUUUUCUUCUGCCCGUUAAGAAUAUUCAUACUUACGGUGAAGUAUGGCAAUUUUUCUACGGUACUGUCGUUGGCACAAUGCUCAGCGUUUUCAUAACGAUGCUUUAUUUUGCCACACGUUUCGCCGCGAAUAACGAACGUCAACACAAAUCUAGAGGAAAAUAUAAGAGUUAAAAAGCCAUUUUUUUUGCACCUCGCCAGCACUACAUUUCUUAAAACAAGAAUCGGGCACCUUUCGUCAGGAAAUUUUUCGGUACCUAGCCCGGAAUCUUUUAUUUCAAGGCGAUAAGAAAGGAGGAAAUACCAAAAGUAAAGGGAAAACGCAAGAAUUUUCCAUUGUGCACCACGUUUUUCAAGAGACGAAGAAUUGAAUUUUCCAGCCCGUCCUUGAAUUACUUAAUGUAAUUAAUUAGCAAACAUAUUUUUUUCUUUUUUUUCUACAUUCUUCAGUGAAAGAUGGAAAGGGAAAGAAGACUCCAAAAUACAUUGAAGCAUCAUUUAUUGGAAUUUCGCCGAGUAUUACGAUUUAAAUUUGUACAAUUUUUUAUUAAGUGCUAAUUUGUGAUGUUAUAUUAUUUAGCUAGGAAUUUUCAAACAAAAAUUAAAAAAAAAUGGAAUUACAUUAGCUAGGAAAAUAUAAUUUUAGUUUUACAAGAGGAUUAAAAAUACAGCGUCAUCUGGCAGCAUUUUUUCACCGAGGAGAAGGGUAAAAUGGACUAUGUAUGAAGCCAUCCCCGAUUUAUAUUUAGGACUUCUUUCCCUAAAGAGGAGAAAGUUGUUACUACUCUCCAAGGUGAAGAAGCUCCUUCUUGGAGAGAAAAGUAACAAGUGGAGAAGUAAGUCCCUGUGGGAGAGUAUGACGAUUCUGAGCUCCCACUUCUGAAGUCGUCCUCGAGGAGAGGGUUUCCGACUUCACUCCCCUCAAUUAGGAAAGUGGAAAUGAAACAAGUCUUUUUUUCCGACGGAGAAAACAGAGAAAACAACUUGAGAAAAAAAAGGGGGGGUGUAUGUAAUUUCUUUUUUUUUAUAGAUAUAGAGUAGAUAUAUUCACAGUGAAAUCCCUGGAGAUCGAAGUCGUCCCUUUUUGCUUCUUCUACGACUUCUUCUACGACUUCUUCUACUCAAAGAGAGUGAAGUCGACAACUUCUUUGAGGACGACUUCUUUUGGAGAAGGAGAGGGAGGGAGUACCCUCCCUCGACCCCUACUCAAGGAAGACAGAAGUCGUCAGGACCUUCUAGGACAACUUCAAGCUUUUUCUCCCAAAUAGGGGGAGUCGACAACGUCCUAUUUGGUUUUCCUAGGGAGAGACUCUUUAUUAAAGGAGAAAAAGAGAGAAAGUGAACAUCUUCUUCGUCUUAUUCGCCAGAAGUAAAGCAAUUUCUGCUACUAAGUGCUCAUAAAUUAGAGAGAAAUUACUAUACUACCUAGAGUAUAAGAGAAGUUAUUAACUGUUCUCCCCUAGAAGAAACUAACAAGUAACAACCCAAGUGUAAAUCUUGACUACUUCGUAGGGAAUGGAAAAAUAUUUGAUACGUAUUUUUUUUUAUUUUGUCAGACAUGCUAUUUUAGGGGUUGAAAAUCAAAAAAACCCUCAAAUGUGUGUAAAGUUUUAGUUUGGAAACAUAUUUCUAAUUCUGUUUAUUUGCAUGAAACUCUUUACUAUAGGGGGGGUUUUUAGGGUCUCUGAUCACAAGUCAGAUUUAAAAAAAUGUUACAAACUAAAAUUUUACACACUGAGGGUUUUUUUGAUUUUCAACCCCUAAAAUAGCAUGUCUGACAAAAUAAAAAAUACGUAACAAAUUUCGAUUCACUAUACGAAAUGGUCCAAGGUAAAUGGAUCCCAGUUUUACACUUGGGUAUUGUACUUGUAAGAAAUAAAUAGAAGAAAGAAAGUUAAGAAGAAAGAAUUUUGACUAACAAUCUCAAGCAGUUGCGAACUCACUUAACUAAUUUUAUAAUAAUAAUAAAGGCUUAAUUAUUUUUAAUAAUG